CUGGAUUAUGAAACGUGCGUUAUCUGAAAAGGUGCAGAAGUAACUGCAGAGUCGUAGGUAGCAGUAGGUGCCGAAGAAGCCUGAUAUACUGGAGUCUGCGCUUCACAUCGCUCAUUUACAGCCGAGCUUAUCUUUAAUAAAGCGCUUUGCAAGUUGCAUGUACUUGUACAGACUUUAGGUGAACUUAAAGAAAAGUCGUGAUUCGCCUCCUUUCAAAACGAACAUCACAGUUCUGGCGUUAAGUGUUGGCCUAACCGACUGUUUCUCUGUUUUUCAGAUAAGAUGGAUCUGUGUAUAGCAGUGCUGUUCUAUUGUUGCUGUAUAGUUCCAGCUCUUGGGUCAGCAUUUGGCAGGGAAAUGCCAGCUUCUACGAUGGAUGACAACAACGACCGUGAGGGGCCGUUUCAUUAUGACCACGACAGCCCAUUUCAUUAUGACUACGAUUCUGUUCGAAUUGUGGGUCUGGCUUUCGCUGCCUUUUUCUUCUUCAUGGGAAUCUUCGUUGCCAUCGGUCGAAAGUGCCGUUGCAAAGGAGGCCAGAAGUAGAGCAUUUGUUUCCACCGGACGAAGAAUCCAGCCCUGGGACUCUCACAGUCAGCUGCAGGAUGGCAAACAUCUGCAAGGAAACCUGUUUCUUCAGAGUGUUUGUCAUUUUUUUUUGUAUCUCGUAAGUCUCCAUUUCAUACCAACAGACGCUGCCAUCUGUGCUCCUAAACCCCAGAUAGAUAAGGUACCUGGAUCAGUUUAAGCAGCUGACUGGCAACAAAUUAUAGUUGGGAUUAUUGUUUGGUAGUUACUGAAGUCGGUAGUGUAGUUCUGCCUGAUAUGUUUUACCCAGUUUUUGGCUGUUCAGCACAAGAUGUCUUUUGUAAAAAUAAUUUUAAAAAACUUUCUAAAGUCUAAUUGAUGUCAUGUUGAGGCUGCUAUUGAUUUUAAAUUGUAGCCUUUUUUACACUUUGUAAAUUCUUUUCAUUGUUUGUAAAAGCAAUGAAUCUGAUUCAUUCUGAUUAAUAAGACAUGACUGACAUGACUUUUCUAUCAAAUAAACUUGGACUUGAAAUAAAA
Messenger RNA from Electrophorus electricus (electric eel), 1065 nucleotides. RefSeq names its product FXYD domain containing ion transport regulator 6 like (gene fxyd6l). Gene Ontology annotation, biological process: regulation of sodium ion transmembrane transporter activity. Gene Ontology annotation, cellular component: membrane. The record is from RefSeq and is a predicted model, not a curated record. Gene Ontology annotation, molecular function: sodium channel regulator activity. Lineage: Eukaryota; Metazoa; Chordata; Actinopteri; Gymnotiformes; Gymnotidae.